CUUGGACCAACCCCGAUCGGCACAUCCGCAGGCCAAUCGUUGCCACAAUCCGGAAAACCCUCCCAUUCAUACAGCCAUUUAGUCAGCUAUUGCUGCUGUGUUGUUGUCUUCCUUCGUCAUUGUUCUUAUACUAACUUAUAACCUCUUCUCUGUCUUCAAGAAACAGCUCCGACCUGCUAAACGCACCUCGCGAAUCCCCGAUUGAUCCUAUUGUUCAAUCAUCCCGAGCAGCUUUCACUCCGACGCACACCACUUCACACCUCCGGAGCACCUCCCUCGAGCAUUCUCACCUCCGAACAGGAGUCGCUUUCUCCCGUUCAACAAAACGGUCAAACAUGGGUGGCUCAUUAUCACGUCUAUGGUCCUUCCUCUGGACGAAGAAGGAAAUCCGUAUUCUUAUCCUAGGUCUCGACAAUGCUGGGAAGACUACACUGCUUUACAGAAUGAAGAUCGGCGAAGUCGUCACUACGAUACCUACUAUCGGUUUCAACGUUGAAUCGGUCACAUAUAGAAAUCUGAACUUCAAUGUCUGGGAUCUCGGAGGCCAGACAUCUAUCCGACCAUACUGGCGAUGCUACUAUGCUAAUACUGCUGCGGUUAUCUUCGUAAUCGACUCUACGGAUAUUGAGCGACUGAGCACAGCUGCAGACGAGCUGCAAGCCAUGUUGAACGAAGAGGAGCUCCACGAUGCCGCCCUGCUUGUAUUCGCUAACAAGCAGGACCAGCCUGGCGCUAAAGGAGCCGGAGAGAUCUCGGAGGCUCUGAAACUGGGCGAGCUAAGAGAUAGAAAUUGGAGUAUUGUGGCAUGUUCAGCUAUUGAUGGCAAGGGCCUCAACGAAGGCAUGGAUUGGUUGGUGCAAACUCUUCAAUCAGAAAACGCAUAAGCGCUGGCGUCAAUGUGUCAUGCAAUAGAUCUUCUUUCGUUUUGGUAUGUCUCCUCGACCAUGCAUGAGAGGGCCCCUUUCGAUACGCGUCUGCAAGGCUCGCCCUUUCGGUUCUUUUUCUUUUUCGAUUAUUCAAACACUCUGUUGGGGAGACGGAGCUUAUGUCUUUAUACUGUAUACCUUUCUUAUCUUCUUUAAACCUAAACUUUCGAAGAUUUAUCAUAAUAUCUUAAUUGAUGUUGCGGUGAUAUCUGUCGUGUUAUCGCAAGACCGUGCAUCACCCGGAUCGGCAA
Aspergillus alliaceus is the source of this 1177-nucleotide messenger RNA. RefSeq names its product ADP-ribosylation factor family protein. The transcript has 5 exons. Gene Ontology annotation, cellular component: Golgi apparatus; cytoplasm. Bases 336 to 884 code for a protein of 182 amino acids. Gene Ontology annotation, molecular function: GTPase activity; GTP binding. Gene Ontology annotation, biological process: intracellular protein transport; vesicle-mediated transport. The record is from RefSeq and is a predicted model, not a curated record. NCBI's taxonomy places the organism in Eukaryota, Fungi, Ascomycota, Eurotiomycetes, Eurotiales, Aspergillaceae.